Molecule: messenger RNA, 1065 nt
Organism: Chara braunii
Lineage: Eukaryota; Viridiplantae; Streptophyta; Charophyceae; Charales; Characeae
Source: the annotation of a GenBank genome assembly
GCGCACUCGGCCGGAGGGGCUUGGGGAAGCUCCAUUAUGUAUUCGCGACGAGGAUAAGUCCAACUCCUGCGUGACACGGCCGGGAGGGUCCCGCGCUGCCUUGUGCGGUGCCGGACCGAUGCGCUCGACAACGGGCCGCUUGUCGGGACCGCAAUGCACAACAUUAUGCGCUCAUCUUCACACGUAUCUAUCCUUCUAUGCACCACCAACUUCGCCGACGGAUGACGAAGCUACGGUGGGGGACAUCCUUGCGUAUGUUACCGAGGUGGCCCGCGAGUUUCGCAAGCAGCGGUAUGAUGACAACAACGCACCGGUCCUCUAUGUUCGCAUCCAAGCUGGGCAAGCAUCCUGCAGCGCUUUGCUUGAUAGCGGCGCGACUCGCAAUUUCAUGAGCCAAGCCUUUAUGCAAAGGGCUGGCCUUGGCGCACAAGUUCGGAAGAAGGCAAACCCGAGGAACAUCAAGCUGGCAGACGGAAGGACGCAGCAACUUAUCGACCGCUACAUUGAGGCUGUACCGGUGUAUUUCGCACCUCAUGCAUGCGAACCGAUGACGUUCGACAUUUUGGACACGGACUUCAACAUUAUUUUGGGAAUGCCUUGGCUUGCAAAUGCGGAUCACACGAUCAACUUCCACAGGUGGACUCUUACCGUUCGGGACGCCUUCGGCGCCGAAGUGUCGUGUACUAUUCCUCUUCCGCACCCUUUGAUUCGGUGCCAAGUGGUGACGGCCAAGUCAUUCCGGGCUACUUGCGCUUACAAGCAGUCUGACGAAAUAGGCCUAUGUUUCCUACGAACUGUCGCGGUAGCCGAUUCUUCCCCCACGGACUUGUCUUCGGACCCUCGUGUGGUGCAGUUGCUUGAUGAGUUCACCGACAUCUUCGAGUCACCUACCGGUGUGGUGCCGGAUUGGCUGAUCUCUCACGAGAUCAUUCUUAAGGCCGGUGUCGUGCCGCCAAAAGGCUGCAUUUAACGCAUGAGCGAGGAGGAGCUUACAGUCCUUCGCGCGCAACUAAAUGACUUGUUGGACAAGGGCUGGAUCCGCCCUAGUAGCUCUGCAUAUGGAGC